UAACCUAAAGUUAACAUCGACACAAGAACGUCUCCAUCGCUCAUCCGUUCUCCAUCGCAUCUGUUCAUCGCUGCUGCUGUUGUCUACCGUGAAUCGCACCCCUCCUCUGCUCGCCGCCGUUAGCCUUUUUCCUCCCCACCGGACGGAGAUCGUCGCAGCCACAGGUUAUUGGUUGUAGAUCUGAUUAAAGUCGGAAGAUGGGGCGAAAAGCUGGUGAGCUGCAUAUAAACGCAAAGAAGUUUGGUGGACUUUCAAAACCAUGUAUGAAGGAUAUGAUUACAUUUCUUGGGUGUUUGUCACUUAAUCAUAACUCUGAUGAAAAAUGCACUCGUCAACGACAACUACUAGACACCUGUUUGGAAUCCCAGACUGGCAAAAAAAGAAAACCUUGGGGAACCCUCAAUUAUCACUUGCAGAGGCUCAACAGAGGGAGGAAGUAGUAGUAAUUACCAAUUUUGGUUAUUUUUUCACUCAUUACCAAUUUUUAUUCAUGAUUAUAAAUCAUACAAUGUGGUAUUAAUAUCUCUAUGAAAUAAGUUUUCAUGGAUCAUCAUGCACUUUGCUGGAUGGAUAUUCACUUCUAGAAUUUCAUAAAAUGCAAGUAUUUGUAUUUACUUCUUCACUUUAUUCAAUAUAACUAAGGUGUAAUGUAUGGUGUAUUGUUUGCGUAUGUAUCAAUAUAUGAUGUGUGUUUAAUGA
Messenger RNA from Lactuca sativa (garden lettuce), 699 nucleotides. RefSeq lists its product as uncharacterized. The record is from RefSeq and is a predicted model, not a curated record. Gene Ontology annotation, molecular function: structural constituent of ribosome. Gene Ontology annotation, biological process: mitochondrial translation. Lineage: Eukaryota; Viridiplantae; Streptophyta; Magnoliopsida; Asterales; Asteraceae.